Messenger RNA from Limanda limanda (common dab), 1296 nucleotides. RefSeq lists its product as uncharacterized. The transcript is spliced from 6 exons. Lineage: Eukaryota; Metazoa; Chordata; Actinopteri; Pleuronectiformes; Pleuronectidae. Gene Ontology annotation, cellular component: membrane. The record is from RefSeq and is a predicted model, not a curated record. The coding region runs from base 279 to 950 and encodes 223 amino acids.
CCGAAGCGGUGGAAGCAGCCGUAGCGCACAACACAGCGAAAUACCGGACUCAAACUACAAACGUUAUUUUGCGCAGAGCUGUCAAUACCGGGACCGUAUUUGACCCCGAGGGGGCACAAACCUACGCAACGUUACACUGAAUUUAGUAUUAUAGACUUAAGUGGGACGGUGUUAAAGUUUACUACAGGUAGGAAGUAGCCUACAACAGAAAUCACCGCGGUCAGAGUUUGCUUGGGCUGGGGUGGGCGGACUAUUAAUAGGCUGAUAAAAACCCGGAGAUGGACAGGUACAGGUACUUUAAUUUGAACCAGAGGAGCGUGCUCGGCCUCGGUGUCCUCCAGGUGGCUUGUGCAGCUCUCUGUAUGGUCUGCGGCUUUAUGGACGCUGUUUUCCGCAAGGAUACUCUGCUGAGUGGCACCAGGACGCCGGUGUGGGGAGGACUGAUCAUGGCCUCUCCAGGUGUUUUGGCGCUGUUUGCUUCACAAAGAAAAAAUUCCGUUUUGGUGAGUGGGAUGGUGGCAGCAGCAGGACUCUCAUGUGUGGCUGUGCUGCUUAUUUCUGGUUAUGCCUGUCUGACGCUCACUUAUGGAGAGGAGGAUGAAGAUGUCUUUCACCACCAUGACAGUCCUCAAGUGACUUUUGUCCUUCAUCGGAUGGUGAAGGGGGCCAAUGCCACCAUACUACUGACCUGCACCAUCAGCCUGAGUCUCUCCUCUCUCAUUGCCUACGUCGGCUGCCGCAGUCUGCCCUGCUGUGGCUGCUAUGAUACCAGAACUGGACUGGAGACCCUCGUCCCUCAGUGUGACCUUGGGGACACUGAGAUGGUUUGUACCUGGCAAGCAGGAGGUGACGACAGGCUCUUUAACUCUCCACCUCAGUCCACUGAGCAGUACACCGCUGAGGAAGAGGAGGGACCCUCCAAACUACCUCCAUACAGCAGACUGACCUGACACACAUAGGACCUGAAACACAUCCUGUCUGCUCUCUUCAUUCAAGUGAUUAAAGAUGUGCUGACUUCUUACUGGUGGAUAUACCGAGGGGAGAAAUCUCAACUCUGCUGAAGCAGUCAGCAGUCUUAAACAUUAUAUGUUUUAAAAUGACUUAAAUCACUUCUGCUCUUGAUUAGACCAAACAUUUAAAACUGUGGCACCGUCUUUAUUUGCUCUAUGACCAGAUUCCAUUUGAACCUUGUAAAAGCUGAUAUGAAAUACCUGUAUAUGUGACUGAUAAUAUUUGUUCUAAAUUCUAAGACAUUUUCUGUGUAUUUAAUAAAUAAAACCUGACUGAAGUUAUUGA